Molecule: messenger RNA, 940 nt
Organism: Effrenium voratum
Lineage: Eukaryota; Dinophyceae; Suessiales; Symbiodiniaceae
Source: the annotation of a GenBank genome assembly
CGCAUAUGCGCCUUUGGCCUCUCGUGGUUUUGGUCAUGGCGGCGCCUCUUCAUCCCGCUUUGACGCGGCUGGCAGUCGUCACUGGUGGGAACAAGGGCGUUGGCUUCCACACGGCGAGGCAGCUGAAGGCCUCAGGCUUGCGGGUGAUCCUCGCCUGCCGAAGCGUGGAGCUCGCCUCGAAGGCCGCGGCGGAGCUGGGCUGUGAGUUUGAGAUCUUGGACUUGGGUUCUGCGGACUCCAUCGAGGCCUUUGCCAGACAGAUGGAGACCAAAUACCAGCAGCUGGAUGUUCUGGUGAACAAUGCGGCGAUCGCCUUUAAGGCGGCAGAUCCCACACCCUUCGAGCAGCAGACCAUACCCACGCUGGGCGUGAACUUCUUUGCCACCACGCGCUUGACGGACCGGCUGCUGCCGUUGCUGCGAGCUUCCGCGGCGGCCGGGCGCCAGCCCAAGGUGGUGAAUGUCGCGUCACUCGCCGGAAAGCUUCGGCAGCUGUGCCCAGAGUUGCAGGCCCAGUUCGCAGACCCCGCGCUGGACCGCGGCAGGCUAGUGAGCUUGGUCCAGAGCUUUGUUGCAGCUGUGCAGUCGGGCCGACACAGGGAGAUGGGCUUCAGCAACUCCAACUACGGCAUGUCCAAGCUGGCGCUCAUUGCGUACACGCGCCUGCUGGCGCGCGAGGAAGCAGGCAAUGGCCUGGUGGUGAAUGCCUGCUGCCCCGGCUACUGCCGUACAGAUAUGUCCAGCAACCGAGGAGGACAGGAGCCUUCCGUGGGCGCUCGUACUGUGGCGCUGUGUGCAGUGGCGCCAAAUGUGACGGGGGGGUUCUUCGAGCAUGAGCACCUCUCUGAGUGGUGACGGGUUCUCCAAGUUCUCUUGCUUGGUAGAUCGCUGGUGAGGUUUCUCUUGGUCCUGUGCCUAUCGGAGGCCCCAACUCAUUGUCC